ACCCCCCUCUCACUUACCUCAAGCAUCGAAAUCAGCACCUCAUAACUUCCCUAGUAGUUCUGGGCCACCUCCAUCGGACUUGCACACGGGGUAUAUCAACACGCAGCCGGGGAUUCAUGAUUCCCCCGUGAGUGUUGAUACAGUACAGGACGAUUACGAAUCACCCGUCUCGCUUGGCAUGAAUGCCAGAGCGGAUAGUACUGCGUCAAUCCAUAGCUCCGUCUCUACUUCAGAGACCGUGGAGAGUAUUGAUGGUGUCAUUGAAGCAUGGACUCGCCCUCUUACAACAAACUCACAAAAGCCUGACCUAUGUGAUGAUGCAGACUCAGAACAUGCAGUGCAAGAUGAGAGCAAGACUAGUUUAAAUGGGAUCGAAAAUAAGGCCGGUGAACUCGAAGGAACACAUCGAACAGCACUUGCGCCAUUAGAUCGGCCCGAUUCCUUCGACGAUCUUGAUACCUGGUCCAAAUCCUCUCUGGAACGAUAUGUGGCAAUGCUACGGAAGGAGGCGACGGCAGAUACCGACUCAGAUCGAUUUGAGAUUUUCACAAGUUUCAUGGCCAAGGAGGCAAAGCUACGUGAAGUCUUGUAUAGCAUUGAACCUUACCCAAAGAGUGCCAACCAGACAAUGACAGGCACUUCUCCUUCAGCAUCGACGACACUAACUGCUCAUGCAAACAGCAACGACAUCGAUCGUGUGUCCUCUCCUGUGGAAUCUGGACUGUGCCCGGUGGAAACUGAGGACACUGCUGUACCUACUACUACUGCGGACGAACCAAGAGAUGGCAGCUACAGUGGCAGCUACAGUCCGGGUGGCCGACCAAUCCUUAGGCUUCACACACCUGACCCUGCAAGUGUGAAAAGUUCCCCUUCACAUGCUGUUGCCCCUUCCCUUGAUGCACAGAUGUCAUCCUCAAGACCUGCCUCAGUACCGCCUACGAUGAUUGAUCUUGCAGCACAUAAGCAGGACCUCUCUCCACUUGCUACCCAUCCCCCACAGCCGAUUUACACGCCGUUCCGUUACACGGAGGGUCCUCAAAGGGGCUCAGAUGCCCUCGUGUUUGAUCGUCCGGCUUAUCAAGCUUAUUCUGCCUUGCGUCAAGCAUCUGCUGAAAGCGGGCGGGUGAUGUCCAAUGGCUUGCUUCCUGCAUCAGAAGACCUCUCAUUCCCUGCAGAGACACCAAACCAAGCAGGGCAGGACGAAACAUUCAUCGGCCUCAUCAGGGAGAAAAGUAUUGCGUACCGAAAAACAGCUUCCCAGAAGUCGUCGACUCUCCCACCACUACCUGCCUCCCUAAGACAAGGUAGAAUUCCCGACCCCUUGGACGAUUUACGCUCAAUCGUGUCAUCGUCACUGAGCAAAGAGUCUGUGAGCGGUAUUGGAACUACCACGAAAAAGGAGCCCAAGGGAAUAACCAAUGACUUCACUUACAUUCAAGAGGCGAUAAAUACCUGGGUUGCUUCGAAUAAGUCUCGUAGGGAGGCACUGGAGAAGGAACGUGUCCAACGUCAGGAUGAGUCCGAAAGACAUAUUGAUGCCCUUUUCAACGCAAAGGAGAUAGGGUAUGCUGAUAUCAAUGUCCUCGAGGAGGAAUUCCGUCAGAAAGAAGCUCGCUGCCAGCUGGAGGAGGAGAGGCACGAACUGAACGACUUUAUUGCACACGUUUUUGACCCGCUGGAUAAACGAUUGGAAGAGGAGGUCAUGGCAUUGCAAACCGGUUAUGAAGCCGCUCUCGCCCAGCUUGACGACGGUGACGAUACGAUCCAGAAAACGGCAAAUGACCAUAGUCACGUGUCUAAGACAAUGAAGACCGUCAAUGAGAUCUAUCGUGACCUGGAGGCUCGCUAUCAGAAGCGCCUCGAGAUUGCUUUAGAUCGCGAACGUCGACGAAAGAAAGCUGAGAGGCGGCCUCUUGUUUUUAUGGGCGACUCGACUGCCCUCAAACGGCUGGAUCAAGAAUUCGAUCAGAUGGAGAAGCGCAAUAAGCUGGAGGCUGCUCGGGAACGGGAUGCGAGAGCCAAUCGAUUGAUGGACUCUUUCGAUGAUGUUAUCAUGCAUGGUCUAGGAGAGAACCAGAGGAUUCUCGAUGACAUCACUGCAAAGGUAUCACGAAUCGAUGUGGCAGGCCUUCGUUCUUCUCCUCUCUCAGAGAGUGAAAUUGUGCAAUUAUUCAGAUCAGCCAAUCAGUUCAUUGACUGCUUGCGCGAGGACUCCGAAUCCAUACUCGAGAAUUUCGGUAUCGCUGAUGCACUUCUCAACGACGCUGAUUAUGGUGUAUCUGUUGCUGAGGCUCGAUGCUCAGACGCCGAGGCUGAUGUUUUUCGUCAACUAGAGGCGGAGAAAAAGAAAGAAGAUAAGAAGAUCCAAGAUGAUCUAGAAUCCAAGCUUGAGAGUGUUAGGGAAGGGCCAGCCCAGGUGGCCGCUAACAUCAAGGAUAUUCUCCGUUCCCUCGGCCACGAUACUGCCUCCGAGCAAUCGCCUGCUCUGUUGCAGGAGCCUGUACAGCCGCCCAAAGAUGCUCGCUCACCGAGUCCCGGCUCCGCCACCAAGCCUACCUCAGGCCAGCCUGUGCAAAUUAACGAGCAUCAAGAGCGACUUCGCAAGGCAUUGGAGAAUGCGAAGAAGAGAAACGCUGCAAGAAAGGUCACAUGAGCACGAGCACAAGCUUGCUGUUUGUAGAAACAGCUUUAUCUCAGUACAUACAUCAUCAGUGUUGUUAUUAUGUAAUUAGAAGUCCCGUGGAGCCUUAUGCUUCUUUCCUCUUAUCUUUUUCCUUCUUUCUUGGGGCGGCGGUUGGCCACAUAACUUUAAUGCUAAUGUUUCCAGG
Molecule: messenger RNA, 2828 nt
Organism: Aspergillus aculeatus ATCC 16872
Lineage: Eukaryota; Fungi; Ascomycota; Eurotiomycetes; Eurotiales; Aspergillaceae
Exons: 1
Coding region: 179-2653 (824 amino acids)
Source: RefSeq, a predicted model, not a curated record